Cladophialophora psammophila CBS 110553 is the source of this 264-nucleotide messenger RNA. RefSeq lists its product as uncharacterized. The record is from RefSeq and is a predicted model, not a curated record. The coding region runs from base 1 to 264 and encodes 87 amino acids. NCBI's taxonomy places the organism in Eukaryota, Fungi, Ascomycota, Eurotiomycetes, Chaetothyriales, Herpotrichiellaceae. The transcript has a single exon.
AUGUGGUACGAACUGGUCAAGGAGCGACGAAAAAGCAUUGCAAAUCGGUUCGUGGAAGCAGGAAGGGCACCCUUUGCUACACUCGCCGCCGCUGCACAGGCAGACAUAUCCCGGUCCAGUCUUGCUAAAUGGGACGGCAGUGCGCGUGCCUGGCUUCGUUUCGCGGACAAAAUUAAGCGUACCGAGCAGGAUCAGCUGAUGCUCAUUGUUGCUAAUAUCAAUGUCCCCAUCAAUAAUGACAUGAGCGUCUUUUCUAGCGUCUAA